UACUCCGAUAAGAGACUCGCACAGGUAUAAAAGUCAGACGCGGGGUGAAGUUAGGCCACCGUCAGAUCUCAGCAGUCUGUCAUCAUGGCCUUCAACGGGACCUGGAAAGUGGACCGCAAUGAAAACUACGAGAAGUUCAUGGAGCAAAUGGGCAUCAACAUGGUUAAGAGGAAGCUAGCGUCUCAUGAUAACCUGAAGAUCACUCUGGAACAGACCGGAGACCAGUUCCACGUGAAGGAAUCCAGCACUUUCCGCUCGCUGGAGAUUAACUUUACUCUCGGCGUCAACUUUGAUUAUUCUCAGGCCGACGGCACCGAGCUCACGGGGUCCUGGGUCAUGGAGGGUGACAUGCUGAAGGGGACGUUCACACGCAAGGACAACGGAAAGUCGCUAAUAACCACCAGGAAGAUCGUCGGUGAAGAGCUUGUACAGACUUAUACCUAUGAAGGAGUCGAGGCCAAGAGGAUUUUCAAGAGAGCUUAACAUAACAUCAGCAUUCCCAAAAAUUACUGAAUCUAUUGUGUGUUGCAACCGUGGAUAUUCAACCUUUUAACAACUGACGGCCCUAAGGUUUACAAAGCAUGUACGUAUUGCACUGUGAAUUUUGAUAUUUAUGGUAAUAAAGCCAUUUUUACAUCC
Carassius auratus (goldfish) is the source of this 639-nucleotide messenger RNA. Its product is annotated as fatty acid-binding protein, intestinal-like. Gene Ontology annotation, molecular function: lipid binding. The transcript is spliced from 4 exons. The record is from RefSeq and is a predicted model, not a curated record. Lineage: Eukaryota; Metazoa; Chordata; Actinopteri; Cypriniformes; Cyprinidae. The coding region runs from base 85 to 483 and encodes 132 amino acids.